This is a messenger RNA of Lathyrus sativus (Indian pea), 912 nucleotides long. The record is from the annotation of a GenBank genome assembly. Lineage: Eukaryota; Viridiplantae; Streptophyta; Magnoliopsida; Fabales; Fabaceae.
AUGGAUAAAAGCUCUGCCGACUCUUCAUCAUCUGAUAGAGAUAACUAUCUCAGACACCUCAACAAGCUUUCUCACAAGAUCUCAAAACCCAUUCUCAACAAUAACACCAACAACAAAAAACCAUGUUCUUUCGAACAACAACCUCAAAUUAAUAACAAUAAUCCUCUACAACAUCAACCUCCUGUUUACAAUAUCAACAAAAACGAUUUCAGAGAUGUUGUUCAAAAACUAACGGGCUCACCUGCGCACGACCGUAUCUCAACACCUCCGCCUAUUCAGCAACCCAAACAACAAAGCUCACGUCUUCAACGAAUCCGUCCUCCGCCGUUACCUCAUAUCACUAACCGUCCACCGCCGUUACUUAACGUCCGUCCGCAACUUCCUCCGCCGCAGAACUUUAACUUUAACGGUGUUAACUUUAAUCAGGGAUUUCCCGGGUUUGGUAGACCUCAAGCGCCGUUAUCUCCGUUGCCACCGUUUCCCACCGUUCAUGCUGCUGCUGAAUCUCCUAUCUCCGCUUACAUGCGCGAUCUGCAGAAUUUUGUCUCCACCAUGGAUUCCAAAAGCUUCUCCGGGUUUUCUCCUUUGCCUCCUCCUCCGGUUUCAUCACAUCAACCUCAACCAGACCAACAACAACAGCAGCAGGAAGAGCAAGAGCAACAGCGAGAGAAUCAACCUCCCCCGCAGCAGGUGGCUGCUCCGCCUGCUCCUCCUCUAGUGGCUCAAUCCCUGUUGCAGUUUCAGAUGCCGUCUUCCCCGGUUCCUUUUGGGUGUUUGAAUUCACAGCUUGCAUCUUACCCUUUGCUGUCACCUGGUUUAAUGUUUUCCCCCAAUUCUGCUAAUUUAGGGUUUCCUCAGCUUCCUCUUUCUCCCACCGUGCCGGCUCCGAGUCCGCGGUGGAGAGAAAUUUGA